Molecule: messenger RNA, 1979 nt
Organism: Saccostrea cuccullata (small rock oyster)
Lineage: Eukaryota; Metazoa; Mollusca; Bivalvia; Ostreida; Ostreidae
Product: GTP-binding protein 10-like
Exons: 8
Coding region: 39-1367 (442 amino acids)
Cellular component (GO): mitochondrion
Molecular function (GO): GTP binding; GTPase activity
Source: RefSeq, a predicted model, not a curated record
UGGAACUCUUCUGUGUGAAGGGAUAAAAGUUAAUUGCAAUGGCAGCCCCCAUGACGUUCAUGAUUGCAAUUUCACAAGCUAAUCGGUUGUUAUCCAAAAAGCUAAUCUGUUUGACUGAAUACCAAGUAUGCAAUGCAAGUCAGUAUGGUAGGAGAAAAUUUAAUAAGAAAUUUUCCAAGAAAUCAACAAAACCUCAAAAGACGUCACAAAUUUCCAAAGAGACUCGUGAUGUGGAAGACGAGCAAGAGGAGGAGUACAGAAAAGAGAGCACGGCCAGGAAAAAGAAUUAUCUGAUGGACAGACUACAUGUGUUUAUGAGAGGAGGAACUGGGGGGCACGGUUUGUCACGUUAUGGGGGUAUUGGAGGGGAUGGUGGAAGUGUCAUUGUUAAAGCCUCAAAAACAGCAACUCUGCAAGACAUCAAGUCCAAAUAUCCAUCACAGAGAUUCAAAGCACCAGAUGGAAAACCUUGCAAAAAACUUGCUUUGUUGGGAGAGAAAGGAGAGGAUCUUAUUUUAGAAGUACCAAUGGGAAUAACAAUUGAGUCAGGAAGUAGAAUAAUUGGUGAUCUGGAUGAAGAGGGCAAGGAAUUAGUUGUAGCCAAAGGUGGUUCAGGGGGAAACCCCUCAAAUGGGUUUGAAGGAACAAAGGGGGAGGCUAAGACCGUGGAUUUAAAUCUCAAGCUGAUUGCAGACAUUGGGCUUGUCGGAUUUCCGAAUGCUGGGAAAUCUACUUUUGGGUCAGCGGUAACUCCAUCAGGUGGUUGGAAAAUUGCAGAUUAUCCAUUCACAACAAUAUCCCCGCGGAUUGCUUGGAUGGAUUAUACGGAUGGAAGAAAGAUCUCGGUGGCAGAUCUUCCAGGUCUGAUAGAGGGAGCCUGGGACAAUAUCGGAAUGGGACACAGAUUCCUUAAACACAUCGAGCGUACCAAACUUCUCCUGUUCCUGGUCGACAUCAAUGGAUUUCAGCUGAAUCCCAAUUUUCCAUUCAGAGAUCCUAUUGAAACUAUACUGAUCUUAAACAGGGAAGUAGAAUUGUUUAAGCAUCACUUGGUUGAGAAGCCAGCAGUUUUAGCACUGAAUAAAAUAGACUGUGAUACAGAUGGAGCUAUAGUGGAAGACAUUAAGGAGAGAGUGAAGAGUUUACCAGAAAAUAUUUCAAACUUUCCCAAGGAGCUACAGCCAGAUAGACUGAUAAAAUUUGAGGACAUUUUCACUAUUUCAACUAAAGAAGGAACAAACAUUAUCGAAACUAAACUGAAAUUGCGACAAAUACUGGACAGACAUUUUGCUGAAAAUCUUGAAUAUCCUCUUGAAAAAUGGGAGCAUGCUCUAACUGAACACAGUAAAAUAAAUAAAUUGACAUAGUCUCAACAGGAGGACUCAGGGAAUAGGAGUGGGGGAUAUGUGUAGGGGCUGUGUGUCCUUUUACUGUGGAAUUACAUGUAUACAUGUAUGAUUCAUCCAACAAAAAUCAAUGCAAAUAAUCUGAAUGUACAAAUUCUGAAUAAUUCAGUGAAACUAGAAUUGUUACAAAAGUAGCACUAUACAUGCUGUAGAAAAGCUGGUUUUGCUUUUUUUUCAAAUGUUUACAGUUUUGAGGUCAGGUGUAAGAAAGUUGUGUAUUUUUUACAUGGCCAGUCAUGCAUGAAGUUAAAUAAAGAAUAUGAGCACAAUGAUUGCCACUAGCAUAGAAGUGUACCAGGUACUUGUUAAUUUUCCUCUUGAAAUCAUUUACAAUUACCGGUACAAGUUUGUCUCUUUGUAAAGUGUUGAAUUGGAGUUUCUGUGUAAUGAAUUCAAAGAGGUAAAUGACCAUUAUUCCCAACCAUAAUGUACUUAUUAAACCUCUGCUUCAAUGUGUUAAGUUAUGUAUACCGCUAAGAAAUCUCUCGUAUAUACAAUUAUUGGCAUGGACAUGUGUAGCGCUGUAACAAGGCUGUAAUUGAUGAUUACACAAACAUCUUCAUACCCAGUGAU